AUGGUAGAUGCAACAGCAGGAUGCGAACGUUUGAGCUUUAUGGAUGCGUACCGGGGCUAUCACCAAAUAGCCUUGGACCCGGAAGAUCAAGAGAAGACGGCCUUUAUUUCUCCUCGGGGCACUUACUGCUGCAAGGUCGUGCCGUUCGGCCUGAAGAAUGCUGGUGCGACCUUCCAACGCUCAAUCACAAAGAUGUUUCCUGGAAUGCUCGGCAAAAAAGUAGAAGCUUAUAUCGAUGAUCUGGUUUGCAGAAGUAGGUUCGCUCAGGACCACCUUCGGGACUUAGGAGAAGUCUUUGCUAUUUUGAAACAACGAAAGCUUCGUCUUAAUGCCGAAAAAUGUGCGUUUGGCGUAAGCUCGGGAAAAUUUCUUGGUUACAUGGUACGCCACCGAGGGAUCGAGGCUGAUCCAGCACAAAUCCUGGCCGUACAAAAUCUCCGAGCUCCCACUACUAUCAAAGAAGUGCAACGACUUACAGGGAUGGUGGCUGCUUUGAACCGAUUCAUUCGACGUUCGGGAGACCUUUGCCGUCCAUUUUUCCGAGCGAUCACCACCAGCCGACACAGAUUCAUAUGGACCGAAGAAUGUGAGCAGGCUUUGAAGUCUUUGAAGCAAUACCUGUCUCACGCUCCCUUGCUCGUCAAGCCCCUACCCGAUGAAGAUCUAUAUCUUUACCUUGCUGUUUCCGACCACGCAACGAGUGCGGUUCUUGUUCGAAGAGAGGGGAUGGAGCAUCAACCGAUCUUCUAUUCCACUGUUCUUCGGAAGACGGAUACGUCGAGCCGAAUCCUGAAGUUCUCUCAAGAUUUGGCCAACUUCAACAUCCAAUUCGAGCCUCGGACAGCAAUCAGAGGGCAGGUCCUGGCCGACUUCUUUGCCGAACUCACUCCCGGCUUACAAGACGAGGCCAAUGCCUUGGCAACAGCCGCUGAAGAAGCUCGGAUUCAGGAAGCAGAGGUUUUGGAAGGGCCGUCCAACUGCCCUGCCGAACCACUACGUGCUCGAUAUUCCCUCGGACGCAAGAAACCCAAACGACAAUGGAAGCUCUUCUCCGGCGACGCUUGGCGACUGACAGUCGAUGGAGCUUCUAAUGUUCAUGGAGCUAGUGCAGGCAUCGUCCUUGUGUCACCCGACGGGACUGUUCAUGAAAGCGUGGUUUCGAUUGGGUACACGGCGACGAACAAUGAGGCGGAAUAUGAAGCUCUAAUUGCAGGCCUCCAACUUGCUCUUCGGCUGGAUGCGGAUUCGGUUCAUGUCUUUUGUGACUCUCAGCUCAUUGUGGGGCAUUUAAACGAUGAUUAUCAAGCCAAAGAUCAACGUAUGAAUGCUUACGUGAGCCACGUCUUAGAUUUGUUCGGAAGAUUUGGACGCGUAGAAGUGGAAUGGAUUGCUCGGGAGCAUAAGGCCCAUGCUCACGCCCUUGCAGGUCUUGCUUCAGUCUACAAUACCUCGGGCAGUCGCACUAUCACCUUCAACGAGGUCCCCAAACCAAGCUUCGAAAAGCCAUGUGAACAGGUUAUGGCCAUCACCCUCGGUCCAAGCCAGCUGGAUUCUGUGGUUGUUUACCUGAAGAACCAGAUCCUACCGACGAACAAGCGCGAAGCGUACAAAAUCCGUUGCCGAGCUGCCAACUUUUUCCUGGGACCGAACGACAAUCUCUACCGGCGAACUUUCACUGGCCCCGAUCUGCGUGUCGUCCACGACGAUCUUGUGCCAACCGUUCUGGAGGAACUUCAUUCGGGUAGCUGUGGGGCUCACUCAGGAGGACGGUCCCUUGCACAGCGUGCCCUGACAUAA
Rhododendron vialii is the source of this 1797-nucleotide messenger RNA. RefSeq lists its product as uncharacterized. Lineage: Eukaryota; Viridiplantae; Streptophyta; Magnoliopsida; Ericales; Ericaceae. The coding region runs from base 1 to 1797 and encodes 598 amino acids. The transcript has 2 exons. The record is from RefSeq and is a predicted model, not a curated record. Gene Ontology annotation, molecular function: RNA-DNA hybrid ribonuclease activity; nucleic acid binding.